Messenger RNA from Planococcus citri (citrus mealybug), 2667 nucleotides. It is a transcript of the gene Ndfip, whose product is annotated as Nedd4 family interacting protein. The coding region runs from base 197 to 1423 and encodes 408 amino acids. The transcript has 9 exons. Gene Ontology annotation, cellular component: Golgi apparatus; endoplasmic reticulum; perinuclear region of cytoplasm. Lineage: Eukaryota; Metazoa; Arthropoda; Insecta; Hemiptera; Pseudococcidae. Gene Ontology annotation, biological process: positive regulation of protein ubiquitination; metal ion transport; vacuolar transport. The record is from RefSeq and is a predicted model, not a curated record. Gene Ontology annotation, molecular function: WW domain binding.
CUUGCAUCGUUUAUCUAAGGUUUUUUUUUUACUGAUGGUUGUCGUUGUUGUGGUUGUGCAAAUGGAUUUUUGUGAAUAAAUAAAAUUACGUAGAACGUAGUUAUGUGUUGAUGAAUUUAGUCAAUAGUAUUAAAUUUUACUCCAUAGUUAAUAUUUUGACGAUAUCAUUUCAUCUGUAAUUUCGCAAUAUUCAGCGAUGAGUUCCUCCCACAACACGGAAUCAUCGAAUGGUGAAAAUGUUAAAGAAAACGAAAUAAAUUCUUUAGAAAACAAUGAAAAUCGUGUAGAAGCAGAUAACUGCGCGGCAAACACAGCAGAAGUACAGUCCACGUCGAAUGUUGAACCAUUUCAGCAGCAUACUGAAGUUGCGGAAGAAUCAACAUCUAGCUGUUCUUCUCCUACUGGAGAAGAAAAUAAUCCUACGUCGCAGUCCACUGAUUGUUGUGUGCCCAUACCGGAAUCAGCAGCCUGCGUGCAUGGAAAUGCCCGGAGAAUGAUCGGACUCAUCCAAGCUAAAGGAUGUGUCCAUGGAAUUUUGAAACCUGAAGAAUUUAAUUUGCGCCCUUCUCGGCACUCCAUUGGGCGAAACGGACUCGGAGAUGUCACGCUGAACCUCACCGAAUUUUUAUCCUACGCCCAACGGAAUAAUUACGAUAUUGUAAUUCCUGCUUCUCGAGAAGUGGGCAACCUUAAUCGCCCUGCUAGUGCUGGUUUACCACGUAUAGGUUCGGGCAGAGGAUAUAUGGUAUUAGAGCAACAGCAUUUUCCUCAAGAUUUCAAUGCUACGACUUCAUAUCAUCCUCCAGAAUUUAUCGGUCUGAAUAACGCUCCUUCCAGAAAUUCCGUUUUGGCUCCUAAUAUGUAUCACGCUGUUGAAGAGAUUCAACCUCCUGCAGUUGAUUUCAGCGCACCACCUCCAUACGAAAUGCCUCUAAAAUUACCAACUUAUGAAGAAGUUCAACGAGAAAAGGCUCUCGAAGGAGAAAUGCUCCCACCAAAUAUGGAUACUCAAAAUCCUGACCCUGCGUCUCCACGUACUCUAUCAUUUUUAGCGAUAGAUACUGAUAUGGGUCCAAAUCCAGAUCCUGAAUCUAAAUUAUUAGGUACUGAUUUCAUGUUCGGAGUUGCGUUCUUUCUCGCAUUGGUUUUCAAUUGGGUUGGAUUUUUAUUACUGAUGUGUUUUUGUCAUACCGUGGCUGCUCGUUACGGCGCUCUUUCUGGAUUUGGAUUGUCGUUGGCUAAAUGGACUAUUAUUGUUAAAAAUUCCACAGAAUCUCCUCCUCACAAUGCGUGGCUUUGGUGGUUAAUUACAGCUUUUGGAUUAUUGAUUUGUAUACGUUCUUUAUUCCAAUAUAUCAAUAUCAAGCGCGGUUGGCGUUUAAUGUCAACGGCUACUCAAGAACGGUUACUAUUUUUCUACUAAAAUUUAGUUUAUUCAAUAGGUACCCAUGCUUUCUUUUUAAAUGUUAAAGCAUUUAUUUGUAUGUACUUCGUUCCGCGUGUGCUUCUACAUAUGUAUUUAAUACUUGCUUCGAAGUACAUGAAACGCGUAUCCUUGAAUAUCACCUUGCUUCACAUUAAGUUCAAUUCUAAAAAAAACUGAUACAGAUUGAAAUUUGUGUUACGUGAAAAAUUAGAUCAUUCUUGCACUAGAAAAAAAAACGAACGGAUCUUAUUUUAUUUAAUGUGUGGAUUUUAAAUUCAUGUAAAAAUGUUUUUAAUUAUUGGCUGUGUUACAUCAUGUUGAAGAGAAAGCCUAUUUCUACUGUAUGGUGUAGUUUUAAAUUGAAAAUUUAAUUGUUAUUUUUAGUGUUAUUUCAUCUGCUAAAAAUAUUCUAAUGCUGUAAAAUAGUACCAGAUUUGGAAACAGAAAUCGUCCGAGUAUGUUUCGUGAAUAAAUGCAAAAUGUAGUAACUUCGAUUUAGAUAAGAAAAUUACGUUUGAAGUUUCUGUAAUUUUUUCCCCAAAGCACAAACCAGUUACUACAUUUUAUAUGUACUAUACGUCUUAUUCUCGUAUUUCUGGUACUUAAUUUUAUAUGUACGUUUUAAGAUUACAGUUAUUUUAAGUUUACAUAUUUCCUCGUUACCAUAUUUUCUUCUGUUCCUUUUCUAUCACUAACGAGACUGAUAUUUCAACUGAAGCUUUGUUGGUCAAUUUUUCUCGACCUAUCAGAAAUGUUUUCACGAAGAAAUGUCGCGUAUAUUCGUACCCUCAUAUAAAAAUAGCGUCUUCUGGAUUAAUUUUUUCUACUGUUAGAUUUUUAUUUGAAUGUGGUAUUACCACUUCGAAAGUAAUUUUCGAUAAUGAUUACUAAAGAUUGUUAUGCUGCAAAAUCAGUUAGUAAGCAUCUCAUUCCAAGUUGGAAAGUUUCAGUUGGAGUAACCGAUAUUUUAAUUCUCAUACAAAUAAGUUGAUAUAUUUUUUUGUUGCGUUUUAAAUUACUAUAUCACAUUCUAUGUAUGUAAAUUAUUUUUGUUUUUCAACUUGUUUUCUUCGCAGUUUUAUGGUUACCGCGAGGGAAUGGUAUGGUUGUACUUAUGAUUUUAAUUUUGAGAGUUGCAUUUACCUGCACGGAUUUUUUGCUACGUGCAUUGCAUGAAAAGGAGUUUUAUUUAUUUUUUUUCAAGUAAAUUAUAAGAAAUUAAAUUUGUCGUAUUUUUCAAA